Torulaspora delbrueckii is the source of this 1851-nucleotide messenger RNA. RefSeq names its product rDNA-binding RNA polymerase I transcriptional factor (gene RRN3). Gene Ontology annotation, cellular component: nucleus. Lineage: Eukaryota; Fungi; Ascomycota; Saccharomycetes; Saccharomycetales; Saccharomycetaceae. The record is from RefSeq and is a predicted model, not a curated record. The coding region runs from base 1 to 1851 and encodes 616 amino acids. Gene Ontology annotation, biological process: transcription initiation at RNA polymerase I promoter. The transcript is spliced from 2 exons. Gene Ontology annotation, molecular function: RNA polymerase I general transcription initiation factor activity; RNA polymerase I core binding.
AUGAUGGCUUUUGAAAAUACUAGUAAGAGACCUGCACAGGACAUGGGACUCACUUCAAUCGAACCAAAGAAACGUAAAGUGAAAUUUUCCGAUCAAGUAAUGAUGCAUUCUGCGGAAUCUCAUGGUAUAACCAAUCAUGACGAUUCCGAUGUUUCCAUUGAGAUGUACAAGAAGUUUGUAAGAUCUGCAUUGGACGAGCUAGAAAGUAAAUCCUGCACACAGCUGAGCCUAAUUGCUAACCAGGUUGCACUACCGAAGAAGAGUGAAAACCAAAUUAGCAUUACCAAUCUUGGCGUAUUGCUGGAUGUGCUGUCCGAUAAUAUCAAUAGGAUUGACACAUCACGCGCAUCGCCACUGAUACAAGCUAUCAUAAACUUUGAGAAGUGGUGGGAACUGCCAUCACAGACUCUAGGUAAAUAUAUAUUCUUCAUUAGAGUGCUCUGCUCGAGUAUACCUAAAUGGUGGCAGGACGUAUCAAUGGUACUAAUAUCGGGGUUCCACUUGCCACUUGAAAAGACAGUAAGUCAUCAUGACAUGCUGAGAUACCUCUUAAAGAUGAUUCCCUCUUCGAUGGGGUUCAUUGACAUAUAUAUGCCCAAGCUGUUCCCAAACAACAAUGAUUCCUGUAAAAAGCUGGUCAAUUACAUUUCCAAUUUGCUCAAAUUCACUGGUUAUUGCAAAGAAUUACAAUUUCAGGCAUGGUCAUUAAUUAUCGAGAGAGUUAUUUCCCUAGACGUGGAAUUGCAAAAUGAACUGGACGAAUUGGAUGAUGAUAUUGACGAUGAUGAUUUAAAUGAUGAUGAAGACGAUGAGGAUGAGGAUGAAGAACAGGAUGAUGACCAGGAUAAAGAAAUUGAUGGAAAUGAAACGAAAUAUGACUCUGACGCCUCCGACGACGACGAAGUAAUGGAAGGUCAAGAAGAAUACAACGUCCAAUCUUCACAAAAUAUUAAAGAACUAUCCACUAAGUUGGAUGCUAUACUCACACUCAUAACAGAUUGUCUUGGUGAUAAAGUUACGCCUGAAAGUCUGGAAUCUGGGGAAGGUGUUUCGAUAUUCAACACGAUAACAACGCUGUUCAAAACGCAUGUUCUUCCCACUUAUUUCACAAAGUCAAUUCAAUACAUAAUGUUCCAUAUCUCGCAGCAGCAGAUCGAACUUAUGGAUUCAUUUUUGGUCACACUGAUCGAUAUCUCAUUUUCACCUACAGAAACAGCGGAGACUAGAAUCAAAUCUCUUCAAUAUUUGGGUUCAUACAUCGCAAGGGCAAAAAAGCUUUCUAGAACGCAGAUCAUUUUUGUCGCCAGUUACUUGACCUCUUGGUUGAACCGGUAUGUGCUAGAAAGAGAAGAAGAAGUCGAUCAACCAGGUGGAAUGGAUCGAUUCAAGCAUUUUUACGCUGCAUUCCAGUCGCUCUGCUACAUCUUCUGCUUUAGAUACCAAUUGUUCAGAGACGGAGAUGGAAACUGGGAAUGCGAAUUAGAAAAAUUCUUCCAAAGAAUGGUAAUAUCCAAAUUCAACCCACUGAAAUACUGUAACGAAAAUGUCAUGCUCAUGUUCGCACGCAUAUCUCAACAUGAAGACGUCGCUUACUGCUUCAGCAUAAUUGAGAACAACAAUAACCAACGGCUCAGGGGAAUAAUCGGUAGAGGUGAUACAGAUCGAAAAGGCGCCUAUUCAUCUGCUGCCAUGACUUGGUCUCUCGCUACAAGGCAACAAUUCAUCGAUUUACAAAGUUAUUUCCCAUACGACCCUCUAAUCUUGGAACGCUACAAGAUCAUGAUGAAAGAGUACUACAUCGAGUGGAAUGAAGUGAGUGGGGAGUACGAGAGUGAUGAGUUCGAAGAGUAA